GGCGAGUGUGCCCCGCCACGACCCCGACGACGAGCAAGCCCUGUAGAUACCGACGACGAUGACCGAGAAAUCUUCAAAAUCGUCGAGCAGCAAGCUCAGCGCCAACGAACUGGACAUCAUCAAGACCAAGGAACCGCUGUUUGGUUUGAUGUCCAGGAAAGUCACUGGCGACCGUGUUAGGCUGGCCCUGGAGAGCGAUGUGAACUCGUUCACCAAGAGACCGCAUACCCCACAAUACAAAAAGAUUCUCGAGGCGCGUAAAAAGCUGCCUGUUUAUGCCCAAAUGGAUGAAUUCUUGACGAUGUUUAAUGAAAACCAAAUCAUUGUUAUGGUUGGCGAGACGGGCUCAGGAAAAACAACACAGAUCCCGCAAUUUGUAGCAUUUUCAGACCUUCCCCACACAAAAGGCAAAAUGGUGGCCUGCACGCAACCUCGACGAGUUGCUGCCAUGUCCGUUGCAAAACGUGUAGCAGACGAGAUGGACGUUGAGCUCGGUCGCCAUGUCGGUUACUCGAUUCGAUUCGAGGACAUGACUGAACCCGGUACCACAUUCCUCAAAUACAUGACCGAUGGUAUGCUUCUGCGUGAAGCCAUGAACGACCCGGAGUUGACCCGGUACAGCACCAUCAUCCUCGACGAAGCCCACGAACGUACACUCGCAACGGAUAUCUUGAUGGGUCUCCUCAAAAACGUGGCCAAGAAGCGCGCAGACCUCAAAAUCAUUGUCAUGUCUGCCACCCUCGACGCCCUCAAAUUCCAAAAGUACUUCAGCAUCCGCUCGAACACCCAGGCGCCGCUCUUCAAGGUCCCUGGUCGUACCCAUCCUGUCGAGGUCUUUUAUACGCAAGAGCCGGAACCAGACUACGUCGAGGCCGCUAUCCGCACGGUGUUGAUGAUCCACAGAGCUGAGGAACCCGGUGAUAUCCUCCUCUUCCUUACCGGUGAGGAGGAGAUCGAGGAUGCCUGUAGGAAGAUCAAGCUGGAGGCAGACGACCUGCUGAAUCAAGACCCUGACUCUGUCGGCCCCCUCGUCUGCAUUCCGCUGUAUUCGUCCCUUCCUCCUCAACAGCAGCAGCGGAUCUUCGACCCACCGCCACUAUCACAGUCUGGAGGUCCUCCAGGUCGGAAGGUGGUCGUUUCCACCAAUAUCGCCGAAACCAGUUUAACGAUCGACGGAAUCGUCUACGUCGUCGACCCCGGUUUCUCGAAGCAGAAGGUGUACAACCCCAGGAUCCGUGUGGAGAGUUUGCUCGUCUCGCCUAUUUCCAAGGCGAGCGCUCAGCAGCGUGCUGGUCGUGCUGGUCGAACGAGACCCGGAAAGUGCUUCCGUCUCUAUACCGAGAAGGACUUCAUGAAGGAGCUGGAGGAGCAGACGUACCCUGAGAUCCUUCGAAGCAACCUUGCCAACACCGUUCUCGAGCUGGUUAAGCUGGGUAUCAAGGAUCUCGUUCGGUUCGACUACGUUGAUGCACCCGCCCCUGAAACGCUCAUGCGAGCACUCGAGCUGCUCAAUUACCUCGCGGCUCUUGACGACGAUGGCAACCUGACUGCCCUCGGAAGCAUGAUGGCCGAUUUCCCUCUGGAUCCUCAGUUGGCCAAAAUGCUUAUCGUCAGCCCGGAGUUCCGAUGCAGCAAUGAAAUACUCACCAUCACCGCCAUGAUGUCAGUCCCCAACGUGUGGCUACGACCCGCUAACCAGCGUCGGGAAGCUGAUGCCGCGAAGGCCAGGCUCACGGUUCCUGAUGGAGACCACCUUACUCUUCUGAAUGUUUACAAUGAGUACAAGAACAAUCAGUAUGAUAAGAAUUGGGCCUGGAACAACUACCUCAACUCUCGAGCUCUGGCUCAAGCUGACAACGUUCGAAGUCAGUUAGAGCGGACGAUGGAGCGGUUCGAGAUUGCUAGUGUCUCGCUAGCCGACACGAAGAAACUCUAUGUUGCUAUCCGACAGGCGCUGGUCAACGGUUUCUUCAUGCAGGUGGCCCAUCGUGAGGGCGAGAAGGGCAACUACCUCACCGUCAAAGACAAUCAGGUUGUCGCCCUUCAUCCUUCUUGUGGAUUGGAAGGACAGCCGGAAUGGGUGCUGUUUAAUGAGUUCGUGCUAACGACUCGGCCGUACAUCCGGACGGUGACUGAGGUUAAGCCAGAAUGGCUCCUCGAGUAUGCACCCAUCUACUACGAUUUGAAGACGUGGCCGGAUUCCGAGACGAAGCGAGCUCUGCAGCGCGCUGCGAACAAGAAGUACGGCACGACAUAUUCCAACGCGAGCGGCAAGCGCAGUGGGAGCAGCAGUAAAUCUGGCACCCCAGAUGCCCGUGAGACCAAAAAGGCGAGGAAGUAG
Molecule: messenger RNA, 2341 nt
Organism: Coprinopsis cinerea okayama7#130
Lineage: Eukaryota; Fungi; Basidiomycota; Agaricomycetes; Agaricales; Psathyrellaceae
Product: pre-mRNA-splicing factor ATP-dependent RNA helicase PRP43
Exons: 10
Coding region: 59-2341 (760 amino acids)
Cellular component (GO): spliceosomal complex; intracellular anatomical structure
Molecular function (GO): RNA binding; ATP hydrolysis activity; RNA helicase activity
Source: RefSeq, a predicted model, not a curated record